Schistocerca americana (American grasshopper) is the source of this 1669-nucleotide messenger RNA. Its product is annotated as sulfite oxidase, mitochondrial-like. Bases 298 to 1362 code for a protein of 354 amino acids. The transcript has 8 exons. Gene Ontology annotation, cellular component: mitochondrion. Gene Ontology annotation, molecular function: oxidoreductase activity. The record is from RefSeq and is a predicted model, not a curated record. Lineage: Eukaryota; Metazoa; Arthropoda; Insecta; Orthoptera; Acrididae.
ACUAUCAUUCGUGAGCAUGCACCACAAUGUCACAUGAUAGUAUGUGUGUUUUGGUGUAGCAGUUUUAAUAAUCGAUUUCGCUUACUGUCUCGUAACAUCCAACCAUUAUCAUGUGUGUGUAUGCUCUACAGUGUCACAUAUUGAUAGUGUGUGUUUCGAGACUUGCCGCUUAACGUGUUUGAUGUAAUACUCCAUAGCUGUAGCGCUGUUUACGUGUUCCUUGAUAUCGACUCGUUUACCAGUGGGACAGCUUAUACAGUUUUAAUAAAUUCAUACGCCUCAGAUGUGAUUCACGCAAUGAACCGUUUUAUACUCUUCCGUCACACUCAAAGCAUCCAUUCCUAUCAACUACUGAAACAGUCGUGUGAAGCUCUUGGAACUGACAAGAAACAGUUGUUGAGAUUUUUGAGUGGAGGAUACAAACCGAAAGCAAAUAAAUAUGUUCUCAAGAUAGCAGCUGCUACAUUGGGAAUUACAGCAACAUGGGGUCUAUACAGCCAUUACAGAGGAAAGGGAUCAUUUUGGGAUGCUGUUGCAUCAAUUUCAGAAACAUUCCAAAACAAGAAUCAGUUGAGGCAAUAUUCACUCAAUGAUGUUGCUGCACACUCCAAUAGAAAUACAGGAAUAUGGGUAACAUACAACUGUGGAGUUUAUGAUAUCACAGAUUACACUGAACAUCACCCAGGUGGAGAUAAUGUAUUGUUAGCUGCUGGAGGAUCAUUGGAGCCUUACUGGAUGAAAUACCCUGUUCAUAAAAAUCCAUCUGUUCUAUCCCAAUUAGAGAAAUACAAAAUAGGUACUUUGGAAAACUGUGAAGAAACUGGUGCAGCUUCUCAAAUAAAUGAAAAGCCAAAAUCAUCCUCCAAAAAGAAUAACAUUCCAGAUGUGGAUCCAGCAUCUUAUGCCCUUGAGAUUGAUGGUCUUAAUGACCUAUCUCUCAAAAUUCGACUGAACACACUGAAAAAUGAUUUUCCUAGACAUACAGUGACUACUGUAUUGAAGUGUUCAGGAAACUGUAAAAGUGGAGUAACUGAGGUCAAAGAAAAUCAGUGGUCUGGAGCAAGACUAAUAGAUGUUUUGAAGGCUGCAGGGUAUGAUCAGGGUCAUACAGGAGUGCAAAACAUUCAGUUUGAAGGAUUGGAUCUUGCUGUACCAGGUAUGCACUAUGGUACUAUAAUCUCUUUUGAAAAAGCCAUGGAUCCGAAAAGUGACAUAAUCUUGGCUUAUGAACUGAAUGGAGAGCCUCUUACAAAGGAAAAUGGAUUUCCCAUCAGAGUUUUGAUGCCUGGUAUACCUGCUGGUCGUCAAGUAAAAUGGCUAGGACGUAUAAUUCUUUUGGAAGACAAAGAAGAUUCUCUGUAACAUGAGCACCAAGAAGGAAGAAAGAAAAUAAAACUGAAGAAAGAAUAAUGAUGGAGGUAGUUGUCUUUCUUUGGAGCAGACAUGCAGAAUACUGGAAAACAAUCUUAAUUAAAGGAUACAUAAUGAAAUAUCACAUGCAUAGAAAAGCUGAAUAGAAUAUUUUGGGGAGUUAUCUUACAACUGACCAUACACUACUAUAGUAUAAGGCAUUAUCAUUAAAACUAAGUAAGACUAUUGUAAUCAUAAAAGCUAACUAUGUGCAAUAAAUGUUCCUUGAAAAGAAAAAAUAUUGUAUAAAGGCCCAUAA